UUCCAACAACAAACUAGUGGGGCGGAGCUUCAGUCAUAAAAACCGAACUCAGACGGAAAGGACGCUUUCUUCCGAGCCCACGAAGCGAGAUGUGGGUCGCCGCACUGCUGCUGGCCGCGCUGCUGCUGGCGGUCCUCCGCAGAGUUUACGUGGGUCUCUUCGGCGGAAGCUCCCCGAACCCCUUCGCCCAGGAUGUCAAGCGGCCACCUGAACCCCUGGUGACCGACAAGGAGGCCAGGAAGAAGGUUCUCAAACAAGCGUUCUCAGUCAAUCGAGUACCAGAGAAGCUGGAUGCCGUGGUGAUUGGCAGUGGCAUUGGGGGGCUGGCCUCAGCUGCGAUUCUGGCCAAAGCUGGCAAAAGAGUCCUUGUACUGGAGCAACAUAGCAAGGCAGGAGGCUGCUGCCAUACCUUCGGGAAAAAUGGCCUUGAAUUUGACACUGGAAUCCAUUAUAUUGGGAAAAUGCAGGAAGGCAACAUUGGCCGUUUUAUCUUGGACCAGAUCACUGAAGGGCAGCUGGAUUGGGCCCCCAUGGACUCCCCUUUUGACAUGAUGGUACUAGAAGGGCCUGAUGGCCGAAAGGAGUUUCCCAUGUACAGUGGGAGGAAAGAAUACAUCCAGGGCCUUAAGGAGAAGUUCCCCGAGGAAGAAGGUGUCAUUGAUAAGUACAUGGAGCUAGUCAAGGUGGUGUCCCGAGGGGUCUUCCACGCCGUCCUGCUGAAGUUCCUCCCGUUGACCUUGACCCAGCUCCUCCACAAGCUUGGGCUGCUGACUCGAUUCUCCCCCUUCUGCCGAGCAUCUACCCAGAGCCUGGCCGAGGUCCUGCAGCAGCUCGGGGCUUCCCCCGAGCUCCGGGCUGUUCUCAGCUACAUCUUCCCCACUUACGGAGUAACCCCCAGCCACACGGCCUUUUCCUUGCAUGCUGUGCUGGUUGACCACUACCUACAAGGGGCAUAUUACCCCCGAGGAGGUUCCAGUGAGAUUGCCUUCCAUAUCAUCCCCGUGAUUCAGCGGGCCGGGGGUGCAGUCCUCACCCAUGCCACUGUACAGAGUGUGCUGCUGGACUCUGAUGGGCGAGCCUGUGGUGUCAGCGUGAAGAAGGGACACGAGCUGGUGAACAUCCACUGCCCCAUUGUCAUCUCCAGUGCGGGACUGUUCAACACCUACCAGCACUUACUGCCGGAGAGUGUCCGCGGUCUGCCAGAUGUGAAGAAGCAGCUGGCAACAGUACGGCCCGGCAUGAGCAUGUUCUCGGUUUUCGUCUGCCUGCGAGGCACCAAGGAGGACCUGAAGCUUCCGUCCACCAACUACUACGUUUAUUUUGACACAGACAUGGACAAAGCGAUGCAAUGCUAUGUCUCUAUGCCCAAGGAAAAGGCUCCAGAACACAUUCCCCUUAUUUUCAUUGCCUUCCCAUCAAGCAAGGACCCAACCUGGGAGGACCGAUUCCCAGACCGGUCCACAAUGACUAUGCUGGUACCCAUGGCCUUUGAGUGGUUUGAGGAGUGGCAGGAAGAGCCAAAGGGCAAGCGGGGUGCCGACUAUGAGACCCUCAAAAGUGCCUUCCUGGAAGCCUCUAUGUCCGUGGUCAUGAAACUGUUCCCACAUCUGGAGGGCAAGGUGGAGAGUGUGACUGGAGGAUCCCCACUGACCAACCAGUAUUAUCUGGCUGCUCCCCGGGGUGCUACCUAUGGGGCUGACCACGACCUGGCUCGUCUGCAUCCUCGUGCGAUGGCUUCCCUACGAGCCCAGACCCCCAUCCCCAACCUCUACCUGACAGGCCAAGAUAUCUUCACCUGUGGGCUGAUGGGGGCCCUACAAGGGGCCUUGCUGUGCAGCAGCACCAUCCUGAAGCGGAAUUUGUACUCAGAUCUGCGGGCUCUUGGCUCAAAGGUCCGGGCACAGAGGAAGAAGAAGUAGUCCACUCGGAGAUAAGCCAGAGCAGUGGCCCCUUCCCCAGCGCCUUUCUCACGGCCUCCUCCUGCACCACUUCCUUGUGCAUACCCAAACCUCUUUGUUUCUGUAACUGCUGUAAAAAAAAGGAGUUCUUCACCUUUGCACCCUGCACUUCUACUUAAGGCCUAGUGUGGGCUGCAUAAAAUACAUCCCUGCUUGACCCUGUAAACACACCUAACAUUCCUACAAGUCUGACUGUAAUGUCUAACUACUAACUUUCCUUUCUUUAUAUCCUAGUAGUUGGUAAUACUAUCACUCAAGGAUUAGCAAACUGCAUUACACUGUUAAAUGAACUGUGUAGGUACAAUAUCUUGCACAAGAUUAGAAAUACAUGUACAGCAUUUUCUAACAAAUUCAAUCUCAAAUUUGUAUAACUAUAUAUAAUUUCUAUGCAAUAUACAGAAAUCCAAUCCCAUGUAAAAUACUUUAAAAACUAGCAGCUCUUCUGUGGAGAGCUGCGUACAGCCGCACCCCAAAAUGGCGCUGGCUUCUGCCUUCCACCCUCCCGAUGGUGAGUGCUCUCUGAAAAACAACUCCAUAUUUGGCUUGGCAUCAUGACAUGGUUUGCUCAGGCAGAUGUGUACCAAUUCAAUAGCCCCACAUGGCAUAAGGAGGUUGGUAGAGCAGGACCUAUGUAAGGAUGGGACGGAGCCCCUCCAAGGGUGAGAAGACACUUGUUAACGGCCUGAAUAAACAGCUUGAAGAAGA
Messenger RNA from Peromyscus maniculatus bairdii (prairie deer mouse), 2663 nucleotides. It is a transcript of the gene Retsat, whose product is annotated as retinol saturase. Gene Ontology annotation, cellular component: endoplasmic reticulum membrane. Gene Ontology annotation, molecular function: all-trans-retinol 13,14-reductase activity. Gene Ontology annotation, biological process: retinol metabolic process. Lineage: Eukaryota; Metazoa; Chordata; Mammalia; Rodentia; Cricetidae. The record is from RefSeq and is a predicted model, not a curated record.